AUGGCAUCAAGCUCUUGCGGGAAGCAGACUAGAUACCAUGGAAUCCGGUGCCGGGGCGGAAAAUGGGUGUCCGAAAUCCGUGAGCCACGUAAGACUAGGCGGAUAUGGCUCGGGACCUACCCAACCCCGGAGAUGGCAGCGUCUGCCUAUGACGUGGCCGCGCUCGCUCUCAAGGGCGGUGAUGCUGUUCUAAACUUUCCGAGCUCCAUUGCCUUGUAUCCAGUGCCAGCAUCCAGGUCACCGGAGGACAUUCGCAGUGCCGCCGCCGCUGCUGCCGCUGCUGUUUCUGCUGGGCUACAGUCGAAUGAGGAGGCCAAUAACAGCCUGGAGCUCAAGGAGAGUCCGAAGAAGCAAGAGGACGACAUGACGACGAUGAUGAAUAGUACUAGUUUGGCUUCGUCUGUGGGAAUGGACGAAGAAGAGCUUUUCGGGAUGCCAAAUUUGCUGGCCGAGAUGGCAGAGGGAAUGCUGUUGUCUCCGCCGAGACCGCCUGAUUAUCCCGAAUCGGGCAAUUCAGACGGAGAAAGUGGUCUGUGGAGCUUUUGA
Molecule: messenger RNA, 546 nt
Organism: Prunus armeniaca (apricot)
Lineage: Eukaryota; Viridiplantae; Streptophyta; Magnoliopsida; Rosales; Rosaceae
Source: the annotation of a GenBank genome assembly